Messenger RNA from Thrips palmi, 9064 nucleotides. It is a transcript of the gene kcc, whose product is annotated as solute carrier family 12 member 5. Lineage: Eukaryota; Metazoa; Arthropoda; Insecta; Thysanoptera; Thripidae. Gene Ontology annotation, cellular component: membrane. Gene Ontology annotation, molecular function: potassium:chloride symporter activity. The coding region runs from base 203 to 3547 and encodes 1114 amino acids. Gene Ontology annotation, biological process: potassium ion homeostasis; chemical synaptic transmission; chloride transmembrane transport. The record is from RefSeq and is a predicted model, not a curated record. The transcript has 18 exons.
UAGCGCGCUAGAGCCCCGCCGCGCCGCGCCGGUAAGCAUCCGCCCGGACCCCCACGCCUUGCGCCCCUAGAGGCACCGGGACGCAGGACAAGACGCACGGAGUCGCGUCGCGUGUUUGCGGACAGGGUCGCGAGGACAGCGGAGACAGUGAGGCGACGCGGAGUCGCUCAUCGAGAGUGUCAUCAGCGCGAAUGACGGCAGCAUGGCCGAGCGAUUUAAAGUGACCAAGUCCGGAGACGGCGGCAAAGUGCGGACCUACGGCCCGGCCAAGUCGACGAGGGAGUCCCUCGCGCAGGCCCAGGACGCCGACGACUCGGACCCGGAGAGCGGCCUGCUGCGGCCGCGCAGGAACUCGCAGGACGGCAACAUAGGUGUUAGUGAGGUUGAGCCAGCCGAGGCCGCCGAUGAGGGCGCCAAAGGAGAUGGCACCGACGACCACCCCUUCGUCUCCGACAAGGAGAAGAUGUCGGGCUACGAGACCAACCUGUACCUGUACCAGGAGGAGAUGGAGGACCGGCCGCGGGUGUCGACGCUCAUCAACUCCCUGGCCAACUACUCCAACACGAUACAGCCCACCCCCGCCGACCCCGACGCCAAGCCGUCCCAGGCCGGCGCCUCCAUGGGCACCCUCAUGGGCGUGUACCUGCCCUGCAUCCAGAACAUCUUCGGCGUCAUCCUGUUCAUCCGGCUGACGUGGGUCGUGGGCACGGCGGGCGCCAUCGCCGGCUUCAUGAUCGUCCUCACCUGCUGCUGCGUGACCAUGCUGACCGCCAUCUCCAUGUCCGCCAUCGCCACCAACGGCGUGGUGCCGGCCGGCGGCUCCUACUUCAUGAUCUCGCGCUCGCUGGGGCCCGAGUUCGGCGGCGCCGUCGGCAUGCUGUUCUACAUAGGGACCACCCUGGCCGCCGCCAUGUACAUCGUGGGCGCCGUGGAGAUCGUGCUGACGUACAUGGCGCCAUCCAUGUCGAUCUUCGGCGACUUCACCAAGGACGCCAACAUCAUGUACAACAACUUCCGCGUGUACGGCACGGUGCUGCUCAUGGUCAUGGGCACCAUCGUGUUCGUGGGCGUCAAGUUCGUCAACAAGUUCGCGGCCGUGGCGCUGGCGUGCGUCAUCUUCUCCAUCAUCGCGGUGUACGCCGGCAUCUUCGUCAACUGGAACGGCAACGACAACCUGUUCAUGUGCGUGCUGGGCAAGCGGCUGCUGAAGGACGUGUCCCUGGCCAACUGCACCAAGGCCGAGAACGGGCAGCUGUACAACACCUUCUGCAAGAACAAGUUGUGCGACCCGUACUUCAUCACCAACAACGUGACGAAGGUCCGGGGCAUCAAGGGCAUCGCCAGCGGAGUCUUCUUCGACAACAUCGCCGACAGCUUCCUGAUGGACGGCCAGUACAUCGCCAGGGGCAAGGACCCCAAGGACAUUGAGCGACUGGACUCGCCCCCGUUCAACCAGGUGUACGCGGACAUCACCACGGCCUUCACCAUCCUCAUCGGCAUCUUCUUCCCCUCGGUCACUGGUAUCAUGGCGGGCUCGAACCGGUCGGGCGACUUGCGCGACGCGCAGAAGAGCAUCCCCGUCGGCACGAUCGCGGCCAUCCUGACGACCUCCACGGUGUACCUGUCCACCGUGCUGCUCUUCGCCGCCACCGUGGACAACCUGCUGCUGCGCGACAAGUUCGGCCAGAGCAUCGGCGGCAAGCUGGUGGUGGCCAACAUCGCCUGGCCCAACCAGUGGGUCAUCCUGAUCGGCUCCUUCCUGUCGACGCUCGGCGCCGGCCUCCAGUCCCUGACCGGCGCGCCCCGUCUGCUGCAGGCCAUCGCCAAGGACGGCAUCAUCCCCUUCCUGGCGCCCUUCGCCGUCUCCUCGUCGCGCGGCGAGCCCACGCGCGCCCUGCUCCUCACCGUCGUCAUCUGCCAGUGCGGCAUCCUGCUCGGCAACGUCGAUUACCUGGCGCCGCUGCUGUCCAUGUUCUUCCUCAUGUGCUACGGCUUCGUGAACCUGGCCUGCGCCGUGCAGACCCUGCUGCGCACGCCCAACUGGCGGCCCCGCUUCAAGUACUACCACUGGUCCAUGUCGCUGUGCGGCCUGGGCCUCUGCAUCGCCGUCAUGUUCAUGACCAGCUGGUACUACGCGCUGCUGGCCAUGUUCAUCGCCGGCGUCAUCUACAAGUACAUCGAGUACCGCGGCGCCGAGAAGGAAUGGGGUGACGGUAUCCGCGGUCUGGCGCUGAGCGCGGCGCGGUUCUCGCUGCUGCGCUUGGAGGAGGGCCCCCCGCACACCAAGAACUGGCGCCCGCAGAUCCUCAUCCUCACCAAGAUGACCCAGGACCUGGUGCCCAAGUACCGCAAGCAGCUGGCCUUCGCGGCGCAGCUCAAGGCCGGCAAGGGUCUGACGGUGUGCGUGUCCGUGCUGCGCGGCGGCUACACGUCCAACUGCGGCGAGGCGCUGGCGGCCAAGCAGAGCCUGCAGAAGACCAUGGGGGAGGAGCGCGUCAAGGGCUUCGUGGACGUGCUCGUCUCCAAGGACAUCAGCGAGGGCCUCAGCCACCUGGUGCAGACGACGGGGCUGGGCGGCAUGAAGCCCAACACCGUCAUCCUGGGCUGGCCCUACUCCUGGCGGCACUCCGAGGACGACAGCUCCUGGCAGCUGUUCCUCAAGACGGUGCGCACCGUGUCCGCCGCCAGGAUGGCGCUGCUCGUCCCCAAGGGCAUCAACUUCUUCCCCGACUCGACGGAAAAGGUGGUCGGCAACAUCGACGUGUGGUGGAUCGUCCACGACGGCGGGCUGCUCAUGCUGCUGCCGUUCCUGCUCAAGCAACACCGCACCUGGAAGAACUGCAAGAUGCGCAUCUUCACCGUGGCCCAGCUCGAGGACAACUCGAUCCAGAUGAAGAAGGACCUCAAGACGUUCCUGUACCACCUGCGGAUAGACGCCGAGGUCGAGGUGGUUGAGAUGACGGAUAGCGACAUCUCCGAGUACACGUACGAGCGGACCCUCAUGAUGGAGCAGCGGAACGCGAUGCUGAGGGAGCUGCAGCUCAACAAGAAGGAGAGCCUCGGCGUGGUCCAUACUCUUGUAGACUUCAACGAAGAUCCGUCCGAGGAAAAUCAGCCACUGGUCCAGACCAUAGUGGACUUGCACCGAAACAACGUGGACGCCAAGACCUCCACCAAGGUGCGCUUCCAGGAGCCGCACGACGAGGACGGGCCUGCCAACAAGGAGGACGGCGGCCACGCGGCGGACGACUCGAGAGGAGACAAGCCCAGCAAGGGCGACGGCUCCGGAGCGCCCAAACGCGCACCCCUCUCGCUGGACCAAGGGAACGUCCGGCGGAUGCACACUGCCGUCAAGCUCAACGAGGUCAUCGUCAACAAGUCGCACGACGCCCAGCUCGUUAUAAUAAACCUGCCCGGGCCUCCGAGAGAGACUUCCAUCGACAAAGAGGCUAACUAUAUGGAAUUCCUGGAAGUCUUGACAGAAGGGCUGGAGAAAGUCCUGAUGGUGCGAGGAGGAGGUCGGGAAGUCAUCACCAUCUACUCAUGAGUCGCUUGGUGUUGCCUGCUGCCGACGCCCCAAGUGAUUCGUGCCGUGGUGAUGCUCGCGGCUUUCGAAGAACUUGUACAGUUUGUGAUUUUAAAUACUCUCACAAUAAGCCAAAGAGAAUGCAGAAUCCUAGACCAUGUGUGUACUGCAAAGGUGAGGAGUGGUUAUGCAGUAUGGGUGGGCAGGAACCGCUGUGCUGCGCUGUGCGCUGCGGUGCCAGUCUGCUGUCAAUUGAUAUCUAUGUUAGAACUGAUUCCUAUGUAGCUGUCUUCAUUUAAUUUGGUCACAACUUUUCUGGAUGCGUUACGGACGUAGCUCUCUGUUGUGUUGAACACAAUUUGCCAAGGCCUAACAUAACUGGGCAAGAGGCCCAGCAAUCAAAUAUGAUGCGCCACUGUUGUCACUAGUAUUAGUAUACAUCAAAAAGCAUGCUGUGAAAAUGUGACUAAUGGGAUUAACCCAUUACUGAUUUAUUUUUAUCACAUCUGAUUCAUCUAGAUAAAUUAUAGGAUAUUUUCCUUCCUCUUGUGUGACUGUUGUCAUUCAUUUCCUUGAGAAUUAAGAAAUAAGCUCACUUUUCUACUUCGUUUACCGUUAAUCUCGAUUUUAGAGUAGUGUUCAUUAGGUUUAGUGGAUGUUUAUGAGCAUUCACUUAGCUAUAUCUUUAAUUAGUCAGAUUUUUACUGUACAGCACUCAUUGCUGACCUACAGCAUUCUUCACUAGAACUCUCUUUAAAUUCAUUAAGGAUAUCAACUUUCUAAAAUCAAAAUUUAAGGUGUUGCAAGCAACUCCUUUGUAUUCUAUUCUUAAGCAAGUAUGGGUCGGAUCUACUUCAAAAGCUCUGUGUGAGCUUCAAUUAUUAAUUUUGACUUUUUUUAUUUUUAUUUUUUUUAGAUUUUUGGACAUUUCCUAGUCCCCCUUCUACCAUGAAAUAAAACUAAGAAAUAUGUGACAAGAUAUUAAUAUAACUGUAAAGUUUUGUAGCUGUAGGAAAAUCUUUAUAAAUACUACGCAUGUAGAUAAUGCUCAUGCUUCUUCGCAGCUGUGUGAUCUUAGUGAAAGUAAAAUGUUAUUGAACAUCAAAGUCACCCAUCAAGCCUUAUAAAUAUGUGGUACAUCAAUUUCAACUAUGGUGUGUCAGAUUUGUAGAAUUUGCUUCUCCUUUGAUCUUACUUUAAUCACAUACUGAAGUAGAAAGAUUUAAUAUUGUGAUUGUGAGAAGUCCACAAAGAUUUUUAAUUUUCCAUUUUUACUUGUAGAAACCAUGCGCAAACAAGAACCAGGAAAAAAAAACCACAGUGACAGCAGUAAGCCAUCUGCAACAUCCUUUUCUUACAAACUAUUACUCAUUCCAGCAAUAGUUUCAUAUAUGUGGCGUAUGUUUAUUUUAGUUAAUUUAGAACAUGAGAUUUUAAAUACCAUAAUUGUUAUAUAUAUAUAAAUAGUAUUGCUUAGGUUUGUACCAUGUGGAUAUGAUUGUGUGCAUGUAAAUAUGCAGCAGGAUAUGAAUCAGUUGAAACAGUAUAAAGAUUCAUAUACUACUGCAUUAUGAAAGAUAGAGAAAAUGUGUGAGAGUGAGCAUGUGUACAUAUUGUACCAAAUACUUUUAAUGAAUGUAAUUAAUGGAGCACUUGUACUGUUCUCUAUAAGAAGUAGGAAAACUAUUCAAAUGGUGGAAUGUUCUAAAUUCCACCAAAAAAGCACUGCAAGAAAGCAAAUAAAGCAAGGUCAUCGCUGUUCAUAAAAAUCAAACUAUUGAAUAAUUUAAGGUCUCAUAUUAUAUGAGAGAAAACCAAACUGCUUUUGUUUCAGAUUGAUGUCAGUAGGUUUUCAUUCUGAAAGAAAAACAGAGACUAUUACCCAUGCUAGCAGAUCUCCUGCCAUUCUGCCAGCCCCAGCCCAUAAUUACCUCAUAAUGCCUAUGAAAUGAUACUGAUUCAAAUUGUGUUACUUAAAACCAUUGUAUUUAGAAAAAUCAUUUCCUUAGUCUUGCUUGUUUCUGACUGUAAAAGUAACUUACCUUGUGCAUAAACUGUGGCACAAGAAAUUUCUAGGAAGAAACAAUUUUUGAAACGUUGAAGAGUUCAUGUGAACCUUUUGUUUCUUGUUGGCAAGGAAAGCCAUAUUGAGCUAGAGCAGGCAAUUGUAUGUGAUGCUGCCAAGAGGAGCUUACCUAUGGAAUGAGCAUGUUUUGAAACCAAGUGUUGCAGAAGAUUGCAGCAUAUAUUGAAAGAGUCAAAAUGCAUUGCUCCCAGUUGCCUCGAACUGACAACUGUGGCUCAUAUGAAGUUUUAAUGGAUAUGACCAAAAUACUAAAGAGGAUGCACGUUAAAGUUCCUUUGAUUUUUACCAUACUGUACAUAAGAAAAGUCCUAAUGCAAGUGAUUUGGGCAUAGCAAGAGAAACAAAAAAGUCAUUUGAAAAAGAAAGAAGAGCAAGUUGAUAUUUUGACUUGUUCAAUGCAGUCUCCUUAGCAUCUCUGUUCGAAAGUCUUUUGAUUGCAAUCCUGGCUUACGGCAGCAAUGAUAAAGAGAGAUCAGUGAAAUAGAGGUAUAAGUUGAAUAGAGAUUUUCCUCAAUUUACAUUCUUUUCACAUUUCUUGUGAAUAACUUCUUAGUGAUGAAAUGUUGCUCAGUCUUUGUUGAAUUUUUUUUUCUCUCUAUGUUUUGUUGUAAGGGUGAGUGACAGCAUUUAGAUUCAAAAAGAAACCAGGCAGAUGAACAAAUACCAAUUCAGUAUUUUGUUGGAAUACAAUUAGGGUUUUCAGUACUCCUUUGUACCUCCUAUCAAUGAGAGAUACUUCUUUGAAACAUGGUUUCUUUCAACAAUAAUUUACCAACAGUUAAACAGCCAAAUGGUCACCUGGCUACACUAAAGUUGUCUACACACCCUUGUUAAAGAAUGUAAUAGUAUAUUUUUCAUGGAUUUGUAUUAAUAUCAGUGUAUUUUCUAUGUUCAAGGAAAGCUCUUAUAGUUGUUAGCAUUGAAAGCAACAUGAAAUUUAUUUAUGAAUCGUGAAAGUUAUUUUUAAUUCAAUUUGUUUGUUUGAUGUUAAAAUUCUGCUUCAUUGAGUCUAUUUUUGUGCUCUCAACAUACCCUCAUUAUUGUUCAGAGGUUUGAGAAAGGAAAGAAGGUUUCACAAAGCAUCAAUACCAUACACCACCAAAAUAAAUAAUGGAAGGUCUUUUAAUGGUGUUAUGUGAGGUAAUUGAUUAUGAGGCUUCAUUAUAUGGAUCAGCAGAUAAAUACUGAACUUGAAACUUAAAACAUAGCAAUAGAAAUGUCUAGAAAGAGGAACGCUGUUUCAUUUCAAGUCUUUUCUGUGAUAAUUUUCAUUUUGUAGAAGCUCUCUGAUCAAACCUUAUAGUUAUCAAUCCCAACACUUUUAUCAUGACUGCAUCAUGACAAAGACUGAUUGGAGUCUGAAAUUGGAUUUGCUGUCCCAAUACUGUCAGUGAGAAAUGUGAAUGUAAAAUUCUACUUAUGCUUAUAUGAUCUGUAUUGAGACACAACUGCAAUGAUACUGAUCAAUGAGAAUUUAUAAUUGGACCUGAAGAUUCUUGUGUUGUGGUACAUAAAUUCCUUACUCAAAUUUCAAAAGGCACAGAUGGUGAGCUUUUAAGCACCUACCGUUAUCCAAUUUUCAAACUUGUGGAGGGACUUCUUAAAAUUGAGAUAUGUAUAACAUGUGCGGAGCUGGGAUCUGUACUAUGGUGUUACUAACUUUAUUUAUACAUGUGAAAAUAUCUCACGGCUUUUAAAAUCCCUGCAGCUCUAGCAAUGCAGGCUGGAAAUAAAAAUAAAAUUGUAAGUGUUUACAAUUUUCUAAUUUUUAGAAGGUUAAGGUGCAAGCUAAUACAUAAAGCAAGGCUGCCUUGUGCCUUUAAAGCCCACAUGUUCAUAGAUGUAUGAACAUGAACAGUAUGCAAAUGCAAAGAACCCUAUGCAAAAGCUAUUAACAUUGCUGUAGAACGGGAGCAAGAAAGGAGAUGUGUUUGGCCCACCACAAUGUUGUAAACAAAUAAUGCCCUGGAGCAGCCCAAAGAAUGUUCUAUUCUUGAUUGUAACAUUGCGUAUCCUUCUUUAACACUUGAGCUCAAAAAGUAUGUACUCUACCAAGCGUUCCUUUCAAUCUGUGAGUAUUGCUCUUAAAAUAUUUACAAACGCAAUCAAAGGAAACUUAAAAAGGUCAUUGUACUGGCAAAGUUCCAAAUUUUUUGACUUGCACUGAAAAUCAACAGUUCCUCAUCACCAACUCGCUAAUUGGAGCCACCAAAGACAAGACAACCUCCUUAAGAGAUAUUUACCGUCUCAUUGCACAUUCUUUAGUGAUACUGUGUGGCACAUGAUGCCUCCAUCGUUUGACAAAGGCAAAUUUCAGCAAAACUCUUGACAACUUGUUAAAUUUUAACAUUUGCAAGGCUACUAUGCGGUUACUUUUACCGGGAGAGAUUGGUUACAGUCCUAAUGAGGUUGUCUUGUACAUAAAUUUCAAUAUUUUAUUAACCCGACUAAUUUUUGUAUGCAACUAUACUGGAUGAAUUGUUCAUGCUCCAAUUUUUGAAGAAUUCACUAGAAGAUGAAACAUUAAAAUCUUUCUUUUUUGAAAAAUAUAACAUUGAUUCCUCAACAAUGCGUCCAGCUGAUCAGUUAACUAACUUAAAUCUAUUCUGUAGUAUUUCCGUGAGCACUUAACUAGUGUCUGUUUGAUUAACUUGCACUAGGUUCUGAGCAUGACAAAAAUUAGGGAUGUAGCUAUAGAAUUACUUUGGUUAAAGAGGCAAUAUCUUGGCUAUUGACAAACCACUCACAUGAGAUAGGAAAGAAAUUUGACAAGUGGAAAGCACUGUUUUAAAGUAAUGUUGUAGUCUUGUCAUCAGAUCCAGUUGUAUUUAGAAUUGUACAGUAAUCAAAAUGCAGUGUUACUGAAAGACAACUCUCCAGUCCUUCCUGAAACAGAUAGUAUUAUGACUGUUUCGUUUGCAUGAUAGAGGACAAUCAAAAAGACAUAUUGCCUCAUUCUAAUGGACGAAAAUUUUAAUAUUUCAUUUUCUUUUCUUGAUUCAUAUUUCAUGACUUGUUUGUAAAUCUCCUUCUUUCGUAACUGAGAUAAAGUGACAAGUGUAUGUUAAUUCACUUUAGAUAUGUGAUUUAACUGCAAUGUGUUUAUUGCACUUGGGAAUCUUUAGCCAGGUGGUGGCCAGAGUGUGUAUGUGAGAAUAUAUGAUAGUGUGCCUAUUUUCUGUUUGGUGUAAAUGCCAUGUUCAAGAAUUGUGCCUCUCAUUGUCGUAGCUCACAUUGUGUGCCAGUGUAAAAAAAAUUAUCUGUUUUAAUCUCAUCUUCAGAAAUGUUUGUCAUUACCAGUUUUCAAGAACUUAACAUGCUAUGUAGAAAGAAAGUUGGGAAGUACCAUUGAUUGAAAUCGUAUAUUAAAUUUUAGAACUUUUAUCUGUGUUACAUCUCUAUCUCUACAACAUGAAUAUUACUAUAAUUAUUAAAACCCUGAUGACAAGUAA